Budorcas taxicolor (takin) is the source of this 3689-nucleotide messenger RNA. RefSeq names its product PTPRF interacting protein alpha 3 (gene PPFIA3). Gene Ontology annotation, cellular component: presynaptic active zone. Bases 1 to 3591 code for a protein of 1196 amino acids. The transcript is spliced from 28 exons. Gene Ontology annotation, molecular function: protein binding. NCBI's taxonomy places the organism in Eukaryota, Metazoa, Chordata, Mammalia, Artiodactyla, Bovidae. The record is from RefSeq and is a predicted model, not a curated record. Gene Ontology annotation, biological process: synapse organization.
AUGAUGUGCGAGGUGAUGCCCACCAUCAGCGAGGAUGGCCGGCGGGGCUCGGCGCUGGGCCCGGACGAGGCUGGCGGCGAGCUGGAGCGCCUCAUGGUCACGAUGCUCACCGAGCGCGAGCGCCUGCUGGAGACGCUGCGCGAAGCGCAGGACGGGCUUGCUACGGCGCAGUUGCGGCUGCGCGAACUGGGCCACGAGAAGGACUCUUUGCAGCGCCAGCUCAGCAUCGCGCUGCCCCAGGAGUUUGCGGCUCUGACGAAGGAGCUGAACUUGUGUCGGGAGCAGCUACUGGAACGGGAGGAAGAAAUUGCGGAGCUGAAGGCAGAGCGGAACAAUACACGGCUUCUCCUAGAACACCUGGAAUGCCUGGUGUCCAGGCACGAGAGGUCACUGCGCAUGACCGUGGUAAAGCGCCAGGCCCAGUCUCCGGGCGGGGUCUCUUCCGAGGUGGAAGUACUCAAGGCUCUAAAAUCCCUCUUCGAGCAUCACAAGGCCCUGGAUGAGAAGGUCCGAGAGCGGCUGCGAAUGGCGCUGGAGCGGGUGGCUGUGCUAGAGGAGGAACUGGAGCUGAGCAAUCAGGAGACUCUGAGCCUUCGAGAGCAGCUGUCUAGGCGCCGGUCGGGGCUAGAGGAGCCCGGCAAGGAUGGGGAUGGGCAGACUCUUGCCAAUGGCCUGGGUCCUGGUGGGGAUUCGAACCGGCGCACGGCGGAGCUGGAGGAGGCCCUGGAGCGGCAGCGGACGGAGGUGUGCCAGCUGCGGGAGCGCUUGGCGGUGUUGUGCCGCCAGAUGAGCCAGCUGGAGGAGGAGCUGGGCACCGCCCACCGCGAGCUGGGUAAGGCCGAGGAAGCUAACGCCAAGCUCCAGCGCGACCUCAAGGAGGCGCUGGCACAGCGGGAGGAUAUGGAGGAACGGAUCACAACGCUAGAGAAGCGCUACUUGAGUGCCCAGCGUGAGGCCACCUCUCUGCACGACGCCAACGACAAGUUGGAAAACGAGUUGGCCAGCAAGGAGUCACUGUACCGACAGAGUGAAGAGAAGAGCCGUCAGCUGGCCGAAUGGCUGGACGACGCCAAGCAGAAGCUGCAGCAGACCCUGCAGAAGGCAGAGACCUUGCCAGAAAUUGAGGCCCAGCUGGCCCAGCGCGUGGCGGCUCUCAAUAAAGCUGAGGAACGUCAUGGGAAUUUUGAGGAGCGGCUUCGGCAGCUGGAGGCCCAGUUGGAGGAGAAGAACCAGGAGCUGCAGCGGGCCCGGCAGCGGGAGAAGAUGAACGAUGACCACAAUAAGCGGCUGUCCGAGACAGUGGACAAGCUGCUGAGCGAGUCCAACGAACGACUGCAGCUUCAUCUCAAGGAGCGCAUGGGGGCCCUGGAGGAGAAGAACUCACUAAGCGAGGAGAUUGCCAACAUGAAGAAGCUUCAGGAUGAGCUGCUGCUCAACAAGGAGCAGCUCCUGGCUGAGAUGGAGCGGAUGCAGAUGGAGAUUGACCAGCUUCGGGGGAGGCCACCGUCGUCCUACUCCAGAUCUCUCCCUGGCAGUGCCCUGGAGCUCCGUUACUCUCAGGCACCCACCUUACCUUCUGGUGCCCACCUGGACCCCUAUGGGGCUGGCAGUGGCCGGGCAAGCAAGAGGGGCCGCUGGUCAGGGGUCAAGGAUGAGCCCUCUAAGAGACAGGAGUGGGAGAGGUCUGCCCCUGCGGGGUCCAUGCCACCUCCAUUCCCUGGCGAGCUGGAUGGCUCAGAUGAAGAGGAGGCUGAAGGGAUGUUUGGAGCUGAGCUGCUGUCCCCCAGCGGGCAGGCAGAUGUUCAGACACUGGCCAUCAUGCUUCAGGAGCAGCUGGAGGCCAUCAACAAAGAGAUCAAGUUAAUCCAAGAGGAGAAGGAGACAACAGAGCAAAGAGCAGAAGAGCUGGAGAGCCGGGUGUCAGGCUCUGGCCUGGACUCACUGGGCCGCUACCGCAGUAGCUGCUCACUGCCCCCCUCCCUCACCACCUCUACCCUCGCCAGCCCCUCCCCUCCCAGCUCUGGCCACUCAACACCCCGUCUGGCACCCCCCAGCCCUGCCCGUGAGGGCACCGACAAAGCUAAUCAUGUCCCUAAGGAGGAAGCUGUGGCUCCCCGAGGGGAGGGGCCAGCAAUCCCAGGAGACACCCCACCUCCCACUCCUCGCUCUGCCCGCCUUGAGAGAAUGACGCAAGCCUUGGCACUGCAGGCGGGAUCCCUGGAGGAUGGAGGGCCAUCACGGGGAAGUGAGGGCACCCCAGAUUCCCUGCACAAAGCUCCCAAGAAGAAGAGCAUCAAGUCAUCCAUAGGCCGUCUCUUUGGCAAGAAGGAGAAGGGGAGGAUGGGACCACCAGGUCGGGACAGCUCUUCUCUGGCUGGAACACCCUCAGACGAGACACUGGCCACUGACCCUCUGGGGCUAGCCAAGCUGACGGGCCCAGGAGAUAAGGACCGAAGGAACAAGAGGAAGCAUGAACUUCUGGAAGAGGCCUGCCGUCAGGGCCUGCCUUUUGCUGCUUGGGAUGGGCCCACUGUGGUCUCCUGGCUAGAGCUGUGGGUAGGCAUGCCUGCAUGGUAUGUGGCCGCCUGCCGGGCCAAUGUCAAGAGUGGUGCCAUCAUGGCCAACUUGUCAGACACGGAGAUCCAGCGCGAGAUCGGCAUCAGCAACCCACUGCACCGGCUCAAGCUGCGCCUUGCCAUCCAGGAGAUGGUCUCACUCACCUCACCCUCUGCUCCUGCCUCCUCUCGCACCUCCACAGGAAACGUGUGGAUGACACACGAGGAGAUGGAGUCCCUUACCGCGACGACCAAGCCUGAGACCAAGGAGAUCAGCUGGGAGCAGAUCCUGGCAUAUGGCGACAUGAACCACGAAUGGGUGGGGAACGACUGGCUGCCCAGCCUGGGGCUGCCCCAGUACCGCAGCUACUUCAUGGAGUCGCUGGUGGAUGCCCGAAUGUUAGAUCACCUUAACAAGAAGGAACUCCGGGGCCAGCUCAAGAUGGUGGACAGCUUUCACAGGGUGAGCCUGCAUUAUGGGAUCAUGUGCCUGAAACGGCUCAACUAUGACAGGAAGGACUUGGAGCGGAGGCGGGAAGAGAGUCAGACCCAGAUCCGAGACGUGAUGGUGUGGUCCAAUGAGCGGGUCAUGGGUUGGGUGUCCGGGCUGGGCCUGAAGGAAUUCGCCACGAACCUCACGGAGAGCGGGGUGCACGGGGCACUGCUCGCCCUGGACGAGACCUUCGACUACUCCGACCUGGCCUUGCUUCUGCAGAUCCCCACGCAAAAUGCACAGGCCCGGCAGCUCUUGGAAAAGGAAUUCAGCAACCUCAUUUCCUUGGGCACAGACAGGCGGCUGGAUGAGGACAGUGCCAAGUCCUUCAGCCGCUCCCCAUCCUGGCGGAAGAUGUUCCGAGAGAAGGACCUCCGAGGCGUAACCCCCGACUCAGCUGAGAUGUUGCCCCCCAACUUUCGUUCGGCCGCAGCAGGGGCUCUGGGCUCGCCGGGGCUCCCUCUCCGCAAGCUGCAGCCGGAAGGCCAGACUUCUGGGAGUUCCCGGGCAGAUGGCGUUUCUGUCCGGACCUAUUCCUGCUAGUGUAGGCUUCCAGGUGAGGACCAUACUGGGCGAUCUUGGGGAUCGGGGCGGCACAGUGGAUCUUCACGCCUGGCGUCAAUGCAGGUGACCUCACUCGG